CUCUGGGGCUCCAGUUGCAACCACCUGCUUCUGUGACACGCCGCCGACCUGCGUCGGAAUAAGUUCGCGCAAUACGAAAGGAUUUCGGCUACCCGUUGCUAUACGACAUACCUGUGUAGAAACCUCCAGGCUUGUAUAAAACCUCGCCAAAAUGCCUCUAACCCAACACCAGUCCCAUCUCUGUCAAGCCUUCUUACUUCUCACUCAAUCCUGUUGAACAAUGAAGGUCGCUUUCACUUUCGCUUCUCUCGCCCUUCUUUCUGGCUUCCAAGCGGCUUCUGCGCAUUAUAUCUGGACUACUCUUGUCGCUGGCGACACAGUCUCCAAUGCGGCGGUUCGCCAGCCUCAGAGCAACUCCCCCGUCCUGGACGUGACUUCUGAUGAUAUAACAUGCAACGUUAGCCCAGCGGAUGCUACUGCGACCGUUUCCGUUGCUGCGGGUGAUCUUAUUGGAUUCCAACUCGACAACACGAUCUACCAUCAGGGUCCUGCUGCGCUUUACCUUGGCAAGGCUCCCUCGACCGCUGCUGAUUGGGAUGGAAGUGGUGCCAAUUGGUUCAAGAUCGCCGAAUGGGGAGCAGAAUUUGAACCUUCCUUCGCCUUCAUUGACUACGGCGCCAGCGCUCUCAAUGCUACCAUUCCCUCCAGUGUUCCUGCUGGCGAAUACCUCGCCCGUAUUGAACAGAUCGGUCUCCAUUCGACGGGAGCGCCUCAAUGGUAUAUCUCUUGCGCGCAAAUCUCCAUUACGGACGGAGGAUCCGCUAGCCCCGACAUGGUUGAGAUUCCUGGAUACGUAGACGCAGAUGAUGCCGGACUCACCGUUAACAUUUAUUACCCUACGCCCACGGCUUACACGGUCCCUGGACCGACCGUUUUCUCGGGAUAAAUCCCAAUUGAAGUACGAUUUCGUAGACUUUUCUUGGUGGAGGACAAGCGCUCAAUUUAAGAAGUCGAGCUUUAGUAGUUCCGAACCGUUUCUUUUACACCAUCAAGACCUCAUUGAUAAUAGAAGUUGAUAUGCUACGUAAAUGAAUUUAUGAAAGGAUUCUUAUCGAU
Molecule: messenger RNA, 1056 nt
Organism: Desarmillaria tabescens
Lineage: Eukaryota; Fungi; Basidiomycota; Agaricomycetes; Agaricales; Physalacriaceae
Product: glycosyl hydrolase family 61-domain-containing protein
Exons: 10
Coding region: 221-886 (221 amino acids)
Source: RefSeq, a predicted model, not a curated record